AUGAAGACAGUAUUCGCCAGGUUAUCAGGUCUCACUGAUAUCACAUGCCCGUUUUGCGACGCUCGGUUUGUAACUGCGAGUGACGCCAUAAAUCACGUUGAAAAUGGUGUCUGUCUGAGAACACACAACUGGAAUCGGGAGACUAUCCACCGCAUGAUUCACCACCUCGAUCCCACGGGCUCUGUCACAAACAAACAGACUGAAUCACACGACGAACGAGGCCUAGGCUACUAUGCGACGGAGUUUGCAUUCGAGGGCAUCAUCGGGACGUGUUACCUGUGCCAAAGGGAAUUCGAUUCAAUAACCGCUUUCAAUGAGUAUAUGAACCCCUCAGUCCCUACGGGGAAAAUAUAUCAUUGUCUUAACAAGGAUGGCUGUGAUGAGGAGCUCAUCUCGCUCGACACUUUUUAUUCACCCACUCGGAGAGUGAGUCGUGCGGAUACAUCCGGCUCGGGGAUGUUGAAAGCUCCAUCGGCAGCUAGACGAGGUUAUUCUGAAUCGACAGACAAUCCCUGGACGCCGGAGACAGAGUGCUGA
Penicillium robsamsonii is the source of this 537-nucleotide messenger RNA. RefSeq lists its product as uncharacterized. The record is from RefSeq and is a predicted model, not a curated record. Bases 1 to 537 code for a protein of 178 amino acids. The transcript has 2 exons. NCBI's taxonomy places the organism in Eukaryota, Fungi, Ascomycota, Eurotiomycetes, Eurotiales, Aspergillaceae.